AUGGCCUCAAAAGCUCUAAAUGUAGCAAACGCACUUCGCUCUCUCAGCAAUACAGUCCGAGGAAUUAACCCUUUCUUCAUGCGGCAAGCAAUCAAGGCCUGCGUACUCUCCAAAGUCUACUAUAGUACUGAAACCUGGUGGCCGGGCAGCUCCCGCCUUGAUCUACACACAGGAACAAUCUCAAACCGGGUCCAAGGACACCUUAACAGAGUAACUAAGGUUAUACUAGCAGGGGCUAGAGCAGUCUUCCCAGUCUACCGCACAACCCUAAUACCUGCUCUCUACCGGGAGUCAGGGCUCCUACCAGCAGAGAUUGAGCUAGACUAUAUAGCUGCUGCUGCAACAGUCCGCAUACGCCGUCUCGACCCCUAUUACUCACUCCGCAGGAGGGCAGAAGAGACAACCCGUACAGGCCUCAAGAGAAGCCGCUUUGCACGCCGAGUACGAGCCCUGCCGAAAUCAGAACAAAUCAACCCUCUGCAAAAUGCCCCCUGGCUUCUGCAAGAACUACGCGAAGCAGCUUAA
Aspergillus affinis is the source of this 525-nucleotide messenger RNA. RefSeq lists its product as uncharacterized. The record is from RefSeq and is a predicted model, not a curated record. Bases 1 to 525 code for a protein of 174 amino acids. The transcript has a single exon. Lineage: Eukaryota; Fungi; Ascomycota; Eurotiomycetes; Eurotiales; Aspergillaceae.